AUGGCCGAGUCAUCGCCCCAUGACUAUUACCGGGUCCUUGAACUCCCCUUCUCGAGUACCUCUCCCAUCUCGAAUCUCCAGAUCAAACUCGCCUACCACAAAGCACUCCUCAAACACCAUCCAGAUAAGGCCGGCACCGUCACACAACAUUCAGGCUCAGCAGGAUCGGUCUCUACAACUCCAAAUUUUUUCUCCGUGUCAAACAAUGAUCAGCGAUCUUACACCAUUGAUGAAAUCACAACAGCCUACAAGACACUCUCCGAUCCGAAAUUACGCGCAGAAUAUGAUCGCUCGCUUCGGCUGAACCGAUCCAAAUUCACAGAGGACACAUCUGAAGUAUUUCACACAGGCCUGGAGACAGUAGACCUGGAUGAUCUAGAAUAUGAUGAAAAGGAUGGCUCCUGGUAUCGUGGCUGUCGAUGCGGAGACGAGAGGGGUUUCUCGGUGACAGAGGACCAUCUGGAGUCUAGUAUGGAUCACGGGGAGGUCGUCAUCGGGUGCUUGGGGUGCAGUCUUUAUUUGAAGAUUCUCUUUGCCGCUGAGGACGGUUGA
This is a messenger RNA of Penicillium odoratum, 552 nucleotides long. RefSeq lists its product as uncharacterized. The record is from RefSeq and is a predicted model, not a curated record. The transcript has a single exon. Bases 1 to 552 code for a protein of 183 amino acids. Lineage: Eukaryota; Fungi; Ascomycota; Eurotiomycetes; Eurotiales; Aspergillaceae. Gene Ontology annotation, biological process: protein histidyl modification to diphthamide. Gene Ontology annotation, molecular function: metal ion binding.